Molecule: messenger RNA, 1531 nt
Organism: Paramecium pentaurelia
Lineage: Eukaryota; Ciliophora; Oligohymenophorea; Peniculida; Parameciidae
Source: the annotation of a GenBank genome assembly
AUGUUAUAACAACAAUUAACUAAGCUAUUUAUAAAAUAUGAUGAAUCCAUUCCAUAGGAUAAUAUCCUUUUUAAAACUUAAUUUUUCAAGAUGAGUAAUCAUAAAUAAGUCACUUUACUUUUAUGCAGUGAUGAUUUCAUUUAUAAAAUAAGUGGUAAUAAUACUAAAGUUUAUAUUCUUAAACUCAAUUAUGAAGUAAGAUUUUCUGUCAAAGCUGAAUAAACUUCAAAACAAAUACAUAAAUAAAUGAAAGGUGAUGAAUUUCAUACACAAAUAUACAAAUUUACUCUUGAAAGGGAUGAUUGUAAUUCUGUUGAAUUUUACAAUUUCAAUUUCUAAACUAUGUAUUGGUUUGAUUACCUAAGAAAUAAAUUACACAUGUUAGAUUAUCAAACACAUUAUGAAAUUAAUAAGUUAAUUGGUAAAGGAUCAUUUGCAUCUGUUUAUGAAGCCAAAGGGAAGAAUGAUCAGUAAUUUUAUGCAGCAAAAGCAUUUUAUAAAAAAUAAGUAUUUCAAGAUCCAAAAGGAAGGGAUUAAAUAGAAAAUGAAAUUAAUGUAAUGCGUAAACUCAAUCAUCCAAAUUUGAUCAAUUUACAUGAAGUUUUUGAAAGUAAAGCUCAAAUUUAUUUAAUAUUGGAUUUAGCAAGAGGAGGAACACUUGAAUAUGCAUUGAAAGUUAUGAAUGCCCCAGUUCCAUUUUUAAGUGCAAAAGAUUCAUGAUUAGGGCAUAAUUCAUAGAGAUUUGAAACCAGAUAAUAUACUUUUUAGAGAUUUCAUUCCUCUUAAAAGAUAUGGUCUUAUAAAUGUUGGUAAUAAUAUAAUGAUCAGUGAUUUUGGUAUAGCCACUCCAAAAAAAUAAAGAAUGGCUGUAUAUUAAUAUUGUGGUACUCCUGGUUACAUGGCACCAGAAGUAUUUUUGACAGAAAAUGAUAACAAUUAAACAUAUGAUGAGAAAUGUGAUAUCUUUUCUUUAGGUUGCAUCCUCUAUUAUAUUCUUAUUGGUCAUCCACUCUUUGGAUAACCAGUUAAAUAGACAAAUAUGGAAAUGAAGAUUGAUUUUGCUUAAUUAGAAAAGGAUCUUAAUUAAAGUCAUUCAUUAAGUAUACUUUUGCAAAAGAUGUUAUCUCUAAAUCCAUAAGAUAGACCAUCUUGUAGAGAAAUACUUGAAUCUAAAAUAAUGGAAGUGGAAUAUGGAGAUGAUGGUAUACCUGUAUUCAGAGAUUUUCAGAGACCUAAAAGUAGUCCACCUAAAAGAAUGUAACCAUUACAUCCAGAUAUUGAUAGAUCGUAAAUAUUAUAUAAUAAUAAUUUUAGUAAGAGAUAAAGUGUGUUAAAUCCAAAGAUGAUUAAAUUGAUGCCAAUUCUUGAAGAAAAAUAAGAAAUAAGAAAUUCUGGAAAAGAUAGAACUACAAUCAUCAUAAAAUAAAGAAAUUCUCAUUUUGAUGAAGAGAGAACACCAGCAUAAAGAGUUAUCGCAGCUAGAAGAUCUUCUGCUUAUAUUCCAUCAAGUAAUCAGAAUAGUAGAAAAUGA